ACGGUGUAUCUUGGCCUAGCGUUAAAAAGCUGUGAAGAGUGCCAGGGUUUGUCCGUGCUCUCGCGCGGGACUCCUCCUGGCUGGUGACGUCACGCCGCGUCUCCUAAUGUAAGCGAGGCGCUCGAGCUCGAGGCGCGCGCGUAACGGUCCUCACUCAUGACGCCGACCGCAUCUUCAAACAAAUAUUAUGGAAGUCCAUUGAUCUCUCACACUGAAACAAAAAUGGGAAGAAAAACGUGAGACAAGAAGUGGAGUUUGGAAGCAUUACACACCAUGGCUGCCCAUCGCAUUCGAUCAGCGAACAACAAUGCUGUGCUCCCUCGUUGCAGAUCUGAGGGGGCUCUCAUCGAUCUCAGUGAAGGAGUGUCAGAGGCCACCCUUACAGAUGUUAAAGUGCCUUCACCUAGUGCCUUACGACUGGAUACUACUGCCUCAUUUGGAGCUGUCAGGGAAGUGAUUGCCAUUAAGGAUUACUGUCCAUCCAGUUUUACCACCCUCAAGUUCUCCAAGGGAGACUGUCUUUAUGUUAUAGACACCUCGGGUGGAGAGUGGUGGUAUGCACACAACAGUAAAGAGAUGGGAUACAUCCCAGCUGCUUACGUCCAGCCACUUAAUUAUCGAGAUUCCACAUUCAGUGAUAGCGGCAUGAUUGACAGCCUAAGUGAUAUUUCUGAGGGAAUGAAAGAAAUGGAUAUCUCUGGGGAGUGGACGGGGUCCACCAAAACCACAGAAUCUAAAAAUGACAAUCCUUUUGUUAAUAAACGUAUGUCAACUAACCCUUUCCUAAAUGGCUCGCUGCAAAGCACCCCUGACCAAAACAGCAACCAGAAUUUAACAAAGGCUUUGUGUUUUAGUAAUCUCUCACCUCCCAUUUCAAACACCAGCAGCACUAUUAAUAUUAAUGGUUUUGAAAGUGGGCUGUUUGACACAAAAAGUAUUAGCCCUGGCUCAGAAAUUGGCCCAAGUUUCCGCAGAGAUAAUCCAUUUUUUAGGAGCAAACGCUGCUACAGCAUGUCAGAACUGUCUGUCCUACAGGCCUUGUCUGAUGGGAAUCAAGGUUCCUUGAGUUUUUUUGGUGGAAUGAAGUCACCUAAACCUGAACAUUAUCAAAGCAGAGAUGAUUUCAAAACAGCAUGGCUAAAUCACCGUAAACUUACACGAUCCUGCCAUGACCUGGACUCCAUUGGACAAAACCCAGGUUGGGGGCAAACCCAGCCAAUAGAGACCAACAUUGUGUGCAACCUGGACAGUUCUGGUGGUGCCGUGGAGCUGCCAAAUACCAGUAUCAGUAUACAUAUUCCAGAGGGUCAUGUUGCAUCGGGUGAGACUCAACAGAUAUCAUUGAAGGCCCUUCUGGACCCACCUUUGGAGCUUAACAAUGACAGAUGUACUACCGUAAGUCCAGUGGUAGAAGUAAAACUCAGUAACAUGGAAACCAAGACCCCAGUCACUUUAGAGAUGAAGGUGUCUGUUGUAGUGAAGAUAGAGAGCCGCAAAACCACAGAGGUGGUGUGUGUGAGAAGCGACUUUAAGGAAGGUCCAUAUGUCCCAAUUCCACAUGUGUACAUGUAUGGAGACACCGUUCAAGUGACUCUGGACAAUUUAGAGCCUUGCAUGUACGUCUCUGUAGUUGCCCAAGCACAAACGGUGGCCCCAUACAACACUGUCUGGGAACAUGUUGUAAAAAAGGUCACUCUUGGUGUAUACGGCCCAAAACACAUCCACCCGUCCUUCAAGACAGUGGUGGCCAUUUUUGGCCAUGACUGUGCCCCAAAGACACUACUAGUGAGUGACACAAAAAAGCACUUACAGUCAACUCCUCCUGUUGUCCUUCAACUGUGGGGAAAGCACCAGUUUGUACUUACAAAACCUCAGGACCUUCAGGUUGGCGUGUAUUCGAACAUGUCAAAUUUUGAAGUGAGAGCCAAUGAACAGGCAAGGACCGUGAGGGGAUUUCAGAUCAAACUUGGCAAAGUGGCCCGCCUCAUCUACAUGAUCGCAGCACGUGAUUCAACUGACAUUUCAGACUUUACUUUGCGUAUUCAGGUCAAGGAUGAUAAGGAUUGUAUCUUGGCCCAGUUUUGCGUUCAGACCCCAACCCCACCACCAAAAACAAGCACAAGAAGCUCCGUUCAAAGGCGCUUCCUCAAGAAAAAGGAAGUAAACAAAAUCAUACUGUCUCCUCUUGCAGCGACCGCAAAGUACCCUGUGUUUCAGGACAGACUGGUCAAAAACCUAAAAUUUGCUAAGUUUGUUAAAACUGUUGUAAGACAGUCCAAAAGCCUGUACUUGCUAGAGUAUCUUAAAGGUGAUGUAGUGGCCCUUUUGAGUGAGGAAAAAAUAAAACUGAAAGGGCAUCUAUGGACCAAAGAGUGGUACAUUGGAUAUUACCAUGGAAGAAUUGGGUUUGUGCAUGCAAAAAACAUUCUUGUCAUGGGAAAAGUGAAACCUCUUAAUUUCAAAGGGUCUGAUCUUACAACUACAAUCCUUUUAGAGCAACUCCUAAAGCCCUGCAUGUGCCUGACGUACAUCUACGCAUCUGUGCGGACAAUACUGAUGGAAAACGUGGCGAGUUGGAGGGUGUUUGCUGACGCUUUGGGCUACGUCAAUCUGCCUCUGACAUACUUCUGUCGGACAGAGGCAGAAAGUGAGCCUGAAAAAGUUGCUUCUGUUCUUGAGAAGCUUAAGGAAGACUGCAACGCAGCUGAGGGCAAGGAGAGGAAGUCUUUCCAGAAGGAACUCAUGAAGGCUCUUCUGAAGAUGGACUGUCAGGGUCUGGUGGCACGGCUGGUCAUGGACUUUGUGCUGUUGACUACAGCGGUGGAGGUGGCGGGACGCUGGAGGGAGCUUGCUGAGAGACUGGCUAAAGUGUCCCGGCAGCAGAUGGAAGCGUAUGAAGCUCCACACAGAGACAGCAGGGGACAACUGGACAGUGAGGCCAUGUGGAAGCCUGCCUAUGACUUCCUGGUCACGUGGGCAUCCCGGAUUGGGGACAGUUACAGGGAUGUGAUUCAGGAACUUCACACUGGAUUGGACAAAAUGAAGAACCCUAUUACCAAGCGCUGGAGACACAUCACAGGCUCCCUCAUCCUUGUCAACUGUCUGGAUCUCCUACGGAGCUCUGCUUUCAGCCCCUGCUCUCAAGAUGACUGCGCCAUAUAAAGACUGCAUACUGCCAGAACCACUUACACCUGAUUUCAACUUUAUUCAUUGUGUGGUUUUUAAUAUUCUUAAAAGCACUUAGAUGUUUUGCACAAUAGAUGCACAGUAAAUUGUACACUGAACCGAAUUACUGAAAAGCGUAGGCCUGUUACUGGUGUUUUAAUACGAUUUUAAAAUCUUCGUGUAAAAUAAGACAUGAUUGUUUUAUUCAUUGCAUAUCGUCAUGAUUUUAUACUUGUAUAUUUUGCACAAAAGAAACACUUUUACAUACCAGUAAGUUUUUUCACUAAUACUGUAACAAUCUUACUGUUUUAUGCUUUGUUUUGUGAUGACAACACCGUAUGCUAAACUGCCUGUUUUACUUUGCUCUAAAUGUCUGUUGUUUAGUUUAAAGUAGUUUAAAGUAGCCAAUGUGUAGCCAAAAUUAAGAUGGAAAAAUAAAACAUUAUCAGCUUAAUAAAGAGAUACACCACAUAUUAGAGUAAUGGGAUCGCUGUAGGGCAGUUGUAAAUAAAAUGUCUCAAAGUAAAGUAAAGUAAGCAUUUGCUCACCAUUAAUGUGUUACGCUGGGGGCGGACCUUUUGCUUUUUGAUCAUUUUAGUGUUAUUGAAUUUUACACUUACAGUUUACGGGAUGCAACGGAAGUCGAAAGUUUUUUGCACAUGCUUCUAGUAUGCUUCGUUACGGUGCGUGCAAAUUAAUGCCGUCUCAUCUUUAUAAAAAUAUAGGUCUACUAUCAAGAUUUCUGACGAGUGACUCUUCUUUGAUGUUGAUAUCAAAUUAUGAUUUUAAUUUGUGCAGAAUAUACGAAGAUAGCCGAAAAACAGUUAUUAAAACAGUUGAUUGUGAUGAUGGCCUAAUUCCAAAAAGCACAGUUUUCCCCGAAAAUGCACAUUAUAUUUAAAAGAUGUAGUUUGUUGUUCAAAGGUAAGGUCCAUGCGAAUUCAGUGCAAAUUUAUCCGUUGAACGCGUUAUUCAAAAUGAAAACAACUCAUUGAAUUUCUAUAUUGUCACUUUGAGUAAAAAUGUAGUUAUGUAUUAUGUAUAAACUAGGCCUAAUGUUAAAACUAAACCUUUUGGAAACGUUAUAAAUGUGGUCAGAGCUAACAGCUGUCCUGUUUUCCUAGCUUCCUAUCAUGUCUUGCACAAGAUCACAGCACGUAACAACAGAUUUGCUUUGUGGAUUUUACUGUAAUGUCAUAAAAUGAACACAUUAACAUCACUGACAUGCUGAAAGUAAUAUGUUAUUUCUCUCCACCUUUCCUCAGAAGAGCUUACGUAUCAAGUUGGCUACAUGUUUGUAGAGUUACGAGUAUAGCGGAUAGGAUGUCCUUGAUGGGAUGACUUUGUGUGACAAAACUGACUUAAGUACAUUAAUCCAGUCGCAGUUAAAGUGUAACAUUGAACGAGUUUUCUUCUUGCUGUGCUCACUGAGAGUUUUACCAACUUACUUGCUAUGUGAAAAUUCCAGUCUUAUCACUCCAGUAUAAUUUUUCUCGCUGCCUGACAGGCUUUCCCAGCAAAAAUGAUGACCAAUGUAAACAGUUAUCACUGUGGGUCUUGCAAAAAUACUCUUACAUCUUCUCACACUGAGGACACAGGCAUGCAGACAUGCAUAGUUCACAACACAAGCCUUUCAUCAGUGCCCUCUCUCACUCUCUGGGGAGAACCCUGGACUACCACAAAAAAAGUAUAAUAUAAUGAGCAUGUACAGUCAGCGGAAGAUUUUAUACAGUUGUAACUAUUCCACAGAUACAGUCAAGCAAGUGUGUGUCUGUUUGUUAUGAUAUGCCAUAAAUAAACUUCUUUUUUGGGG
This is a messenger RNA of Puntigrus tetrazona (Sumatra barb), 4978 nucleotides long. RefSeq names its product SH3-domain binding protein 4 (gene sh3bp4). The transcript has 5 exons. Gene Ontology annotation, cellular component: cytoplasm. NCBI's taxonomy places the organism in Eukaryota, Metazoa, Chordata, Actinopteri, Cypriniformes, Cyprinidae. The record is from RefSeq and is a predicted model, not a curated record. Gene Ontology annotation, molecular function: protein binding. Bases 274 to 3162 code for a protein of 962 amino acids.